AGCAAUAUGGCAGAUAUGAAUUUAAUCGCUGAUGGUCGUGUUAAAUACAGAGAUGGCAAAAAGUGGAAGUUACGAUGGUGCGCCGUCAGGAUGCCGUCACCAGUGGCUGACCGUUUGCAGGUAUACCUGUACAAAGACUGCAAAGAUGCUCUCAAAGACGGCAAUGCAAAAAACACAUUCCCUCUCGAGGGUUUCUAUGGCAUUGAAUCUGGGUUCACUUAUGAGAAGGAAGACAAUGUCAUGGCCAUUAUUUGCCAGAAAUCGGUGAUUCUUAUGUCUUUUGAAUCAAGAGAACUUAUGAUACAUUUUGAAUUGCGUAUUCGACGAUGUCUAGGAGAAGAACACCAAUAUCGAGUACGGAUCUUAAAGGUACCCCAGGGUAGUAAACUUCCUUUAGAAAAUGUCCGAAUGCAUAUCCACCAUGACAAGUUCUGCCUGGCAGCUUAUAUCCCACCAAAGAUGUUACAGUCUUGGAGAAUACAUGAUUUACGCAGAUUUGGUGUUGUUGAAGGAAAAUUUGUCUUUGAAGGUGGAUCUCGCUGUCGAAAAGUAUUCCAAGCUGCUAGUGAAGGAAAACCCACAGCAGGUGAGCGCAAAUGGCCAGUGAUGCUAAGAAGAUCCCAAAUAAAUGAGUUCUUGGACAGUCCUUUCAAAUCUCAGUAUAGUGAUACACCAAGUUCUACCAGCUCUGUUGAAAUGGACUCUCGAUCAAAUGACUCAGAAUGGCGUAAACGGCAUUCCAUAAGUGCAGCAGACUAUGGUUGGGCACAGGGAUAUGGUGAGAAAAAUAAACUAAUUAGUAUCGAGAACUUAGAAAAUGAGGCCCGAGAUCAUUUGCUUGCUAUUUAUGAUAUCCCACCUCGACGUAUACGCAAAGUGGAAUUUUUGAGUCCAAAUCGGAAUUCUCUCCAACCCUCUCCUAAUAGAAAUACACUAAUUCCUCACCUAACAGAAGGUUCCACAAACAGCAAGUUAAGCUCUGUAGACAACAACAGCAAAAAUUACUUUCCAAAUGCCAAUCGAAAUGGGAAUCAGUACCAUUCAUUUGAGUCUUUCAUGCCAUCUCCUACCAAUGGGAACACUCACUAUGAAAAUGAAAUAACUACCUCCACUCCAUUUCCUGGAGGAAGUGUUAUUGAUACAGAAAUAGACCGAGCAACCACUCAAACACGGCGGCAGGAUGCCCAGAACAAACUACAUAAGGAAGAGCAAAAUCUCCAAAGAGAAAUAACUUUGCUUGAUGAAAUGCUGCAGGUUUGGCAGUUAGAAGAGACUAAACCAAAUGGGGGCCAGACACAACCAAAAUAUGUUGUAAGUAUGCAGGGACAACCCAUGUUGCAAAACAAAAAAUCCUAUCAAAAUACAAAUGCAUGGGUUGAUGCUAAUUUUACUGAUAAUGAUGUUCAGUUCCGCAGUAACAGCUGUUCUUUGAAUAAUGCUCCUUCUUCUAAUCGAACUAGUACUGGAUAUUGGGACAGUGGCAUGCUUAGUCCAAAUCUUCUGUCCAAGCUUAACAAGAUUCCACAAAAUUCACAGCUAGCAGCACCUCUACCUUACGUAAAUCUGGAAAAAUACGAUGUUGGUGAUGAUCGACGGCAUUUGUCUGUCUCGUCAAAUGAAAGUGCUGAUAUUUUACUUCCAGACACCAGAUCCCAAAAUUAUGAUAACUUGAAUCUAGAGUACAAUCAUCCACCAUUACCAAAUAAAACACAACAGCAAAUUGAUUAUCAUAAUAAUAUCUAUUUCCCUCAACAAGAUUCAAAAGCUGAAAACAUUUCCCAGAAUGUAAAUUCCCCUAAAACAGAGGAUUGUUCCAGAGAAUAUUCACCACCUCCUAAAUUACCUCCAAAGGGACCAUUAUUGCAAAAUAGAAAUCGUCAACGUCAGUUACUACCUUCCGUUAACAACCCAGUAUCCCCAGUUCCACAUAUAUCUCGAAGACACACCAUGUCUCCAGAUUCUUCCAGUAGUUCUGAUUUAAGUCCAUAUCAUAUGUCACACAUUGGAAACCCUUCGUCUGUCCGUUUAAAAGAUCAAGAUAAUAACUCUGAUGAUUCGUAUUUUAUGAUGAGUGGAUUUGCUAAGGAAGAAAAGUGUGAAGAGUCAGACCUCCUAAAAUCACCAAUCCUACCUCAUGGUAAUUCAAACAUGACACGUGCUUACAUGGAUAUGGCUGGUAAAUUUGAGAUUCCAACUGGCUUCCCUCCACCUCCUUGUCCAUCCACUCAUAACUCUCCUGGUCGAACUUCCAUUUAUGAUCCCAAUAUAACUCAGUGUUGUGCUCCUCCACCUCCAUUGAGCACAAUGCCAGCCGAAAUGAUGAGAUCCCAGCCAAUAACAACGGGAAAUCCAGAUGAAAAUUACAUGGAGAUGGGAGGCAGCCCUAAAAAAUCAGUUACAGAAAACUUCCAAACCUCAAAUAUCAGUUUAUGUUCAAACCCUAGUUCUCCAACUUUAUUUUCGAAAGAUAUCACCACUUCACUGAGUUCAGAUUUCUCUUCUUCUUCGUCUUUAUCUACAAACUGUAACCCAGUACCAUUUCCUAACUUAAAAAACUUUCAGAUUUUAAAUAAUGAAAAGUCUAAUGAUGGAAGUGGAAACAAUCAAUCUGCAAAUAAAGGAACUAACAAAGAUAAACACCAGGAAAACAAUAUGAAAGCUCCAGGGUUUUUUUCUCGUUUAAUUCGACGUAAUUCCAAAGACCAAACCAAGAACUCCUCUCUGAGCCAAGAAAAUUUGGCCUCAUCAAACUCACCUGUUGAUAGAACUAGCUCAGUUGGGCUGCCUUGUAAUCCUGUAACUGUAGAAAAUGUAGAAUCUGUGCCACCAGAACAAGGUCAGUCAUUGGGGGAACGACAACGAUCUUCCAGUUUCCCCAGUGAGAAUUGCUACCAAGAUAUGGUUCCAGAAUUACCUAAGUGUAAUCCUUUGGUUGACCAGAAGCAGACUGCUGGUUAUCCCCCUUUACCUUUUAGUUGUCAUCGUUCUGGUACUUCUUCCUGCAGUCCAAAUUCUAAUAACACAACACCAACUAAAUGCCAUAAUUGUCAACAAUCCUUUAGCCAGAUGAAAUGCAACUAUAAAAUGCAACCGUGUAGUGUUUCUCAUUCAGCCUGCCAGAGUCCUUCCAAAGAGUCACACUUAGAUACAACUAACCAAAAUCUAAAACAGAUUUCAUCAAUGUCUUUUGAAUCAAAUGAACAUGAAAACUACAGCAGUGAUGUGUCUGAUUCUUAUAUAUUCAUGGGACCACUUUUCGGUAAAGAAGAAAUUCCAAAUGAAAUCAGUAGCAAUUCACCAACGAACACACUUAAUGACCCUUGCACUAAAAACAAUGUAUUAACUGCUUACCCUGUGUCCUCUGGAGGAGGAGAAGAAGGAAUGCCUCCUGAACAGUUCCAAACCAGUACUUCUUCAAAAACAGAUGAUGAGAAAUUAUUAGAACUGUAUCAGUUAGGUAAAUCUCAGCUGAAGGAAGAAAGCUUUGAACCAGCUGUCACUACGAAUACAUCAGAACUGAAAGAUAAACUCAGUUUGCCUUUGAACCCAGCUAUAACUCCGGAUGAACAAGCUGCAGCCAUAGCUCGACAUGUGGCUGGAUUACCUCCAUUUAUACCUCCUAAAACCAAGUCUCAUCCUUGUAGUUUGUCCCCUGUAUUUGAAUCUAAUCCCUGUUUGACACCAGAGGUAACUGGAAUAAAAUUAAAGUAUGAACCUGAAUUCCAGGAAAUUCCUGAACCUUUCCAAUUGAAAGACUUGUCAGAUUAUGUUCAGCAAAAGCAACAGGUGCAAUCCUCUUUACGUAUUGCUCCUGCAUCAGACCCAUUGGUUGAAGAAUCUGUAUGGAUCCCUAGGACCACUGAUGCAACAGAAGAUGAAAGUUCCCAGGCAUCUGAAGCUAAACAACUCAAAUCAAAUGAUGCCAGCCCACAAGAUGAUGAACCCUCACUCACACCUAAUGCAGGAACUGUUGAGUCUCUGUCUGCUGAGGAUGCUGUGCGCAGUAGUCCUGCAUCAACAAUUUUAAGACCUCGGUCUGGUAAAGAUUACCAACUUGUUGAACGAAAGAAAUCUAUUGAUGGCUGCAGUGCUGAUACCAGCAGUCCUCAAACACCACAAUCUGCUUCUGCAGGUCUUGUAUUCACAUUCGAUAAUUUACCUCAAGCAGUUUCAAACAAUAUCAAUAACAAUUCUCCGCCACCCCAAAAUGAAAAUCCGGCUUAUGUAAAUUUAGGCCGUGAUCCAGAUACACAUGACUCCGUAUCUUCUUAUGUGAAUAUAGACAUGACGCCUCCAUGUUCUCCUUUUACCUCUGUAGACCAACCAGAACCCCUAUUGAACUAUGCUGAAAUUGACCUUUCUUCUAAUUUUCCAAACGGUCCCACUCAUAUGAAAGCAACAAAUCCCAGAGAUUCUAUAAUAGACUAUGCUACAAUUGAUAUGGUUGCCACUGUAGCAGCUCAAAAGGCAGGGGAAGAACAUGCUCAGUCUCGUGGAGAAUGUUUUCAAGCAUCAAACCGGAAAUAUUCAGCAGCAAAUCUCAGUAAAGACAGUAAAUCAAUAACAGGACAUCUAAAAGAAAGAAAAUCUUCUAGUGUUUCAGACUGAAAUAUAUAUUUUUAAAUUGAUAGAAAACAAGAAGCUUUCAACAGAAGUUCUUUAUUUAGGUUUUGUUUAUAUAUGUGUG
Octopus bimaculoides (California two-spot octopus) is the source of this 4687-nucleotide messenger RNA. RefSeq lists its product as uncharacterized. Gene Ontology annotation, biological process: neuromuscular junction development; positive regulation of protein tyrosine kinase activity. The record is from RefSeq and is a predicted model, not a curated record. NCBI's taxonomy places the organism in Eukaryota, Metazoa, Mollusca, Cephalopoda, Octopoda, Octopodidae. Gene Ontology annotation, molecular function: protein kinase binding.